Messenger RNA from Ixodes scapularis (black-legged tick), 3041 nucleotides. RefSeq names its product YTH domain-containing family protein 1 (gene Ythdf). The record is from RefSeq and is a predicted model, not a curated record. Gene Ontology annotation, molecular function: mRNA binding; N6-methyladenosine-containing RNA reader activity. Lineage: Eukaryota; Metazoa; Arthropoda; Arachnida; Ixodida; Ixodidae. The coding region runs from base 628 to 2256 and encodes 542 amino acids. Gene Ontology annotation, biological process: mRNA destabilization. The transcript has 5 exons. Gene Ontology annotation, cellular component: cytoplasm.
GAACUUUUUUUUGGUGUAAUAUUCUGCUGUAGUCAUAGUUGGUUUAGAGCUCAUGAUGCUUAAGAUGCUUAAGGUGCAGAUGGAUUAGUGUAAUUCAAGACUUGCGUACAAACCAAAAGUUAUUCGAGUCGCGACCACGUAACUGGCGUAGACGUUCGAAACGGUUGGAAAAGUCCAUCGCAGCCGCCAUCGAAGCAUGACGUCACUUCUCUCACGUGACUUCCUCAGGCGGGAGUCGGGCACAUGAGACGGCGCCAUUGUCCCCCUACUUGAUGCGUGCUGAAUUCAAGACAAUCGCCUCACUUUUUCGGACCGUACCGUGCCCUAGGCGCGUGCAAAAGGACGCCGAAAGUCGUGUCACGCCGGACGCCAGCACAAACCGCACAUCGUAGCACGUCCGACCGUUCUCCGCGUCACCGAGACCGUUUUGUGUGAUGCCCCGCAGUGUUCACAUUUCUUCCAAGAUGGCCUCCCUACAGUCGUGCUGUGUGUGAGGUGGUGUGGGUACCGCGGUGGGGAUAUUCUGCCUUCGUGGACAGCAGUCCUUUAUCGGGCGGACUCCUCUAGAACAAUUGGGUGCUUUUUAGAUCUCGGUUUCGCGUUCACGUUGGUAGCGAGUUUCUGGAGAUGCAACGUAUGAAAAGCCAAGGAAAUUCAGUGACGAACGGCCCCAAGGAAAUGGUGAAGGAUGAAGAGUUUGACUCGUGGCGCAACCAGAACCAGGCCCACUCGGCUCAGCAGCAGCAGCAGCAACAGCAGGCGCAGCAGCAGGCUCAGCAGCAAGCCCAGCAACAGCAGCAGCAGCAGACAUACAACCCGCACCUGUCGACCUCCAACCUCGGAGAGCCCUACAUCCCGAGCUACUAUGCCUCCAUGUCCUUCCCCUACCUGAACCAGGGGCUGGGUGAUGGAGCUUGGAGCAAUGGAGGCGACCCAAUCAACUUCUUCGGCUCGUACAGCAGCCAGAUGGGUGCCGGCGGGGAGCAGCCACCGCAUUACGUGGAUGGCGGCGCCGGCAUGUUCAGCCAGAACAGCUUCGCCGGCUACGGGCAGGGCUUUGGCUUCUUCCCCGGCAGCGACUACUCAACAUGGGGCACUGCACCGAGCUCUGGCCAGCAGCAGCAGCAAGCAGCGAGCAAGGCGUACCCCGACGAGUACUACCGCGGCUACGAGGAGACUGUGGACCGCGGCCUCAAGCAUCUGGAGCAGGGCAUACGGUCGUUGGCCCUUGGCGACAAAGACUUUCCUCCCAAGGAGGCAUAUGCCAAGGGCCUCGAUGGCAUGGGGGCCAAGAAGUUCCAGGGGGACAAGAAGAUGUCGUGGGCCUCAGUGGCCAGCCAGCCGGCCAAGCCAAAGGUGCUGAAGAGCAAGUCCCCGCUGCUGCCACCGGCCCCCGGUGGCGGCGGCGGCAAGCACCCGAUGGACAUCGGCACCUGGGAGGGCAAGAACGGCGCUAAGCCGAGGGGAGGCGGUGCGCCGUGGACCGGGGUGGCCCCGGCGUCGGCACCUUGCGACGGGAGCUACGCACCGACACACCCGGUGCUGGAGAAGCUGCGCCUGGAGAACAACUACAACCCCAAGGAGUUUGACCUGGAGCCCAAGGGGGCACGCUACUUCAUCAUCAAGAGCUACUCGGAGGACGACAUCCACCGGUCCAUCAAGUACUCCAUCUGGUGCUCGACGGAGCACGGCAACAAGCGUCUGGACGCGGCCUACCGGGACGUCCAGGGGCCCGUGCUGCUGUUCUUCAGCGUGAACGGCUCGGGCCACUUCUGUGGCAUGGCGGAGAUGGUGUCGCCCGUGGACUACUCGGCCUCUUCCUCGGUCUGGGCACAGGACAAGUGGAAGGGCCAGUUCCGGGUGCGCUGGGUGUACGUGAAGGACGUGCCGAACUCGCAGCUGCGGCACAUCCGGCUGGAGAACAACGAGAACAAGCCCGUGACCAACUCAAGAGACACGCAGGAGGUGCCCCCGGAGAAGGGCCGCCAGGUGCUCAAGAUCCUGCACGGCUUCCGACAUACCACGUCCAUCUUCGACGACUUCCUGCACUACGAGAAGCGCCAGGAGGAGGACGAGCAGAGGGACUUCCCCACCGUGCCUCUGGCCCCGCCCCCGCCCCAGCAGCAGGAGCCGGGGCUUUUGUCGAACUUGGACCAUUUAAAAGUGCCGGAACCCAUGAAAGAAAACAAGCAGAUGCAGAUGCCAAGCAGUAACCACCACAUGCAAUCGAGGUACCACCACCAGCAGGCAUGGUAAGGCAGGUUCGCAGUCCCGAGGCCCCGGCAUCCCUCGAAACCUUCCCCCGGUGUUGCCUCCCUCCCUACCUUCCUCCCGUCGUCGCGGCGGCACCCAGACAUCGCUGCGGGGGACGCUUCGCCACGAGUGUCGUCGGCCUCCGUGUGGUUCUGCCGUGCGUGUGUGUGCGUGUGCGCGUGUGUUUGGUGUGCCCUCCCACCUGCCCGCCGUCGGGACGCGGGGCCUGCCCCCUCCGUUCGUGUUUCCUACGAGGGGCCUUCCCUUCUCCCUUGCCCAAUUCUGCCGGGUCCGUUCGUCGAAAGGAGGGGGUCGCAGCAACGGGUUAGGAGAAAAGGGAUUCGGGGAUCGACGCAUUGCCAUCCUGAGCCGACGGGCUUGCUUUCUUUCUCUUUUUCUUCUCCGCGUCGCUGCGAACUUUCGCCCGUGUCGCUUGCCGUAUUUUCCCGUCGCUGUCUCUCUCUCUCUCUCUUUCGCUACCUUAACGGUUCUUUUCCGCCGCUGGAGGCUAGGUUCUUUACGCCGGUAUCGUGUGGGGGGAGGGGGUGGGGAGGGUUAAGGAGACUUGUAGGUGGGGGUUCAAGGGUAGGGAUCAGCAGGGGUUGCUUUUGGGUCGCGCUUGGCUUGGCUUUCUUCCAUGAAGCAGUUUCUUUUCCCUCGAGGACCGUUUUUUUGCUUUCUCCGUCUGUUGUGUUCGGUGGGAGGGGUUAGGUUAAGCGUCGCCAGCCGCCAAUUGUUUAGUAGAGGAAUAAAAAAAAAAAAAAAACGACGACGACGGAACGGACAGG